Molecule: messenger RNA, 1866 nt
Organism: Filobasidium floriforme
Lineage: Eukaryota; Fungi; Basidiomycota; Tremellomycetes; Filobasidiales; Filobasidiaceae
Exons: 6
Coding region: 1-1422 (473 amino acids)
Source: RefSeq, a predicted model, not a curated record
AUGGAUGUUCCUACGGGAUCCGUGUUGACAGGGGAGCUGGUAGUAUCUGCCGAGCCAUACCUCAAUAUCCGGAGCAUCGAGAUCAGGCUGGAGGUUCUCUACCGUUACCUGCACGAGCCAAGGGUCUGGAAACAAGGCAUCAUCUUCAAUUUGCAUCGGGCUUUCCAUCCAGAAGAGGUCAAUACCUCUGUGAGCGAGGAUGGAACGCUCUUAUAUCACAAGCUGUAUUUCGCGAUUACCAUCCCAUCGAGCAUGCCGACAUUCGAGCAGACGCGGGCUACGAGCAUGACACACCAGGUCAUCGCUGUCACUGAGCUAGGAUUCAACUCCAGCUCACAAGGUUUCCUCAAGCAUAUCCGGAGAAGCUCUUCUAUUGAACAUCUGGAUCGUUCGCAAGCAGAUGCGCCUGACCUGGAAACCCAAAGCUUUUCCGGAGGAUACGUCUAUAUGCCUAUGUUGGAUACGAAGCGUGAGACCAAAUACCACAGCAGCGAUACAAAGGCGGAUUCGAAUGUGGAUCGUAUCACACAGACCCUGACCAAGAGCAUCGUCAUCGCCGCACACUUGGACCCCACGUUUGGGACAUACAAAUUGAGGCUGAGAAAGUCGAACACUUUCGGAGGUGCUGGGAAAUGGGACUUUUACCUCUGGAGCGACUCUUUCUCGGUCGGCAGCUACCUCUUGGCUCGCUUCGAUGUUAGCCAAAUCCCGAGCAAUUGUACUAUAUUUGCACUGAGGCUCAGCCUAGUCCAGAGUUUGCAUACGGUACCGAUCGACGAGUUUAUCGCCGAUAAUCUCACUGGAGGCGGGACGGAACACAAGCCUGAAGAGACUGUCCUGGCGUCAAUAGGCCAGCUACCUAAGUCGCCUCGGCCUAAAAGCGACGCUCCUGCGUUAUGGAGAGGCCCGGAGCUUCUCGGUAGCGAUUUCAACGCCGAGAGAUCCCUGGAAGACUCGGUCUUCCGUUGGGAGACUGGCAAGCUGAGAAUACCAGAUGAAAAGGUUGUGCGGCCAAGUACUUCGGAAGGAACGAUAUCACCAAUCAGGAUCAGGCAUGCUGUGACUUUAAAGGUGUUCUACUCCAUCCGGGGUUUGACCUUACAGAACGAGAAGAUUACUGGCGACGAUCAGAGUGGAGAUCUGCGCAUGCUGGUUAUGCCAGCGCCGGUGCGCCUGCCUUCGUGCAUAUGUAUCGUGGAGCGGGUCAAGCUGCCCGAAUAUGCACCGCAGUCCCCUCAAUCGACCGGGGCUACCAGGCCGCCAGUCUGCGCGUGCUGUUGCAAGAUGGAUGAAUUCGACUGUCCCGCAUUCCCCGACGAAUUUGUCGACGAGGAACCCCAGGUAGAAGAAGCAAGACAUCGCAAGCCGCCCUUGUCCGCCGCUCGACGAAAUAGUUCUCCGCGUCAUGGAGACCCGACUUAGAGUCAGGAUGCUCAGUGCAAAGAAAUAUGCAAUGACACACAAGUGUCUCCCCCAACCUCUUGGAGGAACAACCUAUUACAACGUAAACGAUGAGAAAGCGAAAUUGUCCAUUCUCCAGGGCAUCUACGCGGUUCGGACCUCGGCAGCAGCAAAGCGACCGUCCAGACCCAUGCCAACCCCCAUCGCUACACCCAGGCCCAUUCCGACACCUUUCAUUCGUUGGCGGUAUUCCCUGCGGUAUUUCAUCCGCACCAGGGUCAUGUAGAAUACCACCAGCAGGCCGAUACCCAUAAGAGAGCAGUAUAUCGCCAAGCCUAUAGGAAGCACGGCCAGGUGUUGUCCCGGGAAAGCGGCACUCUAUGUAGAUGCGAACGCGUGAAGUCAUCGUCAGCGGACCCAGUCGAGAUAUAAGUCAACAAUGCCCAUUGACGUACCUCUUCAGCC